Beta vulgaris subsp. vulgaris (sugar beet) is the source of this 2267-nucleotide messenger RNA. Its product is annotated as BAHD acyltransferase DCR. Lineage: Eukaryota; Viridiplantae; Streptophyta; Magnoliopsida; Caryophyllales; Amaranthaceae. The record is from RefSeq and is a predicted model, not a curated record. Bases 535 to 1989 code for a protein of 484 amino acids. The transcript is spliced from 2 exons.
CACUAGUAUGAAAAAGUGCUUUUACUACCACUAGUCCACUACUACAUUUACAUUAUUACUAUAGGAGCUCUAUUUGUGGUGCGUAGAAAUUACUAGGAGUUAGUAAUUUCUCCACUUCCCCUGUUUCAUUUCCACACCAUGAAGUAUAUGGCAAUCAAGUCAGAAACCUAAAAAGAAAAAUAGCAAAACAAGACUUUAAAGCCAUUGCAAUUUGCACGAAGCAGCAAAAUGGCAAGCUUACUUUAUUCAACUUCCCCACCCAAAAGAACACAUAAGAGAGAACUCAGAAGUAAGAAAAUUUAAUGUUGUCACAGCUACCCUCUGUGAUUAUUCAUUAAUGCCACCUCCCUUGAGCCAACUAUUUUCCAUGAAAUCUUCCUCUAUAAAAUCCAUCUCCUAUUUGAACCCCAUUCUUCUCAACAUUCCACCAUUAUAAAAAAAAAAACAAUCUUUUCUCUCAUUUUUCUUACCCAAAUUUCAACCUUUUGUUUCCUUAAUUUCCCCCCAAAACCCACAAAAUUAAGACAUUUAAUCAUGGAAAAUGGAAUAGAGAAGCAAGAAUAUGAAAUUGAGAAGAUAGAAAAUGGAAUUGAGAAGAAAGAAAAUGGAAUUGAGAAGAUAGAAGAUGGAAUUGAGAAGAUAAAAGAUUUAUCAAUUAAGGUGAAAAUCACCCAAAAAACCCAUAUUCAACCCAAGAAAAAGUUAGGAAGAAGAGAAUGUCAGUUAGUCACAUUUGAUCUUCCUUACUUGGGUUUUUUCUACAACCAAAAAUUGAUGAUUUACAAGGAAAAUGGUAGUGAUUUUGAGGAUAUAGUGAAGAAAUUGAAGGAUGGUUUAAGUGUAGUGUUGGAAGAAUUCUAUCAAUUAGCUGGAAGAUUAGGGAGGGAUGAUGAUGGUGUGUUUAAGGUCAUGUAUGAUGAUGAUAUGGAUGGUGCAGAAGUAUUAGAUGCCAUUGUUGAUGAUAAUGAUGAUAACAUCAUGGUGAGUGUUGAUGAUUUGGUUUCAAAAGAAGAUAUAACUUUGAUGAAAGAUUUGGUGCCUUAUAAUGGUGUCCUCAACUUGGAGGGUCUUCAAUGUCCCCUAUUGGCUAUUCAGCUUACCAAGCUUCGUGAUGGGCUGGCAAUCGGAUGUGCUUUUAACCACGCAGUUUUAGAUGGGUCCGCCACAUGGCACUUCAUGAGUUCAUGGGCCGAAAUUUGCAAUGGGGCCCAAUCAAUCUCUACCCUCCCCUUCCUGGACCGUACCAAAGCCCGCUCCACGCGCGUCAGUGUUAAUCUUCCUCACGCGCCACCGCAGCUCGACCUCACCAGCGCGCCAAAUCUCCGCGAGAAGCUCUUUCGUUUCUCCGAAACCGCAAUCGAGAACAUCAAGGCAGCUCACAAUACGACACCGCCUAGUAACGGCACAACCGCCGCCACUAACCCGCCGUAUUCCACCUUCCAGUCUCUCUCCUCCCAUCUAUGGAGGUCUGUCACAGCAGCGCGUGGACUCAAACCCGAGGACCCCACCGUCUUCACCAUCUUCGCCGACUGCCGGAAAAGGGUGGACCCACCAAUGCCUGAUAGCUACUUCGGCAACCUGAUUCAGGCAAUAUUCGCCGGAACUUCCGCCGGAAUACUGCUCGGAAACUCGCCGGAGUUUACCGCCGGCAUGAUCAAAGCGGCUAUUGGUGCCCACGAUGCGGCAGCUAUUGAGAAGCGAAACAAAGAUUGGGAGGAUAAGCCCAUCAUUUUCCAAUACAAAGAUGCCGGAAUGAACUGCGUGGCUGUCGGAAGCUCGCCACGGUUUAAAGUUUACGACGUCGAUUUUGGGUUUGGUACGCCGGAAAGAGUUCGGAGUGGUUCAAAUAACCGAUUUGAUGGGAUGAUUUAUUUGUACCCAGAAAAGGGUGGAGGGAAAGGUAUUGAUGUGGAGAUUAGUUUGGAAGUUAAAGCUAUGGAUAAUUUGGAAACAGAUAAAAUGUUCUUGAUGAAUGGUGAGGUUGUUUAAUUUGAUCGUAGAAAUAUACAUAUUGAAGGUAAUGUUUUAGAUGUUAUUGUACAACAAAAAUGGUGUUAGGCAAAAUAAUGGAAAAAUUGUUGAGUUUUGCCUAGCUCCAUUUUUUUUAGGAACCUUUAUAAUGGGAGUAUUGAUUUGGUGUAAUAAAGUGUUGUUUUGGAAUGGGUUUAUGUUCAAAAGGGAAGAAGAAAUUAUGUAUCCUUCAAAGGGUAAGUAAGAAAUAUAUAUUUACUUCAAGAAUCAUAUUUAUUGAACUUGUAUAUUACUUA